AUGGUUGAGCCAACUAUCAUGCAAAAAGUGUCAAAUUUGGAAAAACUGAGGAUGAUAUCUUUGUCAUCACAAUUGUUAGUUUCCAUUGUAAAUGACUUGGUGGAUUAUUCAAAAAUGCUUGCUGGGGUUUUUACUAUACAAAAAGGCAUAUGCUUGCUGGAAAGUAUUAUAAAUAAUGUGGCGCAGCUCAUCAAAAUCCAAGCAGAAACGAAAUUAAUACAGUUAUAA
Messenger RNA from Blepharisma stoltei, 228 nucleotides. Lineage: Eukaryota; Ciliophora; Heterotrichea; Heterotrichida; Blepharismidae. The record is from the annotation of a GenBank genome assembly.